AUGGCAAGAGAUAUUGAACUUAUGGAAGAUUCCCUUUAUGAGCAUAAACUUCAGACAGACCCAAGGGUCCGUGUUGAUGGCCAUCCUCCACCUAUAAAAACAGUUCCGGACUAUAUGCAGAGUCAGGAGACUCCAGCUACUUCACUCAAAGACAGCCGACCGUGGCUGUUCGGUAGUACAGACCAAGCUGCGGAUACUGAAUCAAUGCAUAAAUCUUUGCAUAGUGGCAAAGUCCCUGAAGGUUCUAGUCUACUACUGAUAAGUUCCGAGCCUGAUAGGGUGACCAUAGAAGCUCAAAGACUUUUUGCAACCUCAACCUCAGUCAAUCCUGGAUCCCAGUGCCUAUCAUCUGGAAGCUUCCAACCGAUAACUCCGAGAAAAGAAAACUGAAUCACCCCAGCCAUUAUGCUUUCUUAGCCUGUUCACAGAACUACAAUCUCCCGGCGCGUUCAGUGAAGGCCAACGACGAGCUUCUCGGUGGGUUAUAGGCUCGUUAGAUGAGUUUUAAGGGAUGGUGUAUGCCCGCAAAAGUGACGAACUCUUGAUAAGGCUUAAAAAAAC
Aspergillus brunneoviolaceus CBS 621.78 is the source of this 561-nucleotide messenger RNA. RefSeq lists its product as uncharacterized. The coding region runs from base 1 to 390 and encodes 129 amino acids. The transcript has a single exon. Lineage: Eukaryota; Fungi; Ascomycota; Eurotiomycetes; Eurotiales; Aspergillaceae. The record is from RefSeq and is a predicted model, not a curated record.